This is a messenger RNA of Gastrolobium bilobum, 1638 nucleotides long. Its product is annotated as cytokinin dehydrogenase 1-like. NCBI's taxonomy places the organism in Eukaryota, Viridiplantae, Streptophyta, Magnoliopsida, Fabales, Fabaceae. Gene Ontology annotation, molecular function: FAD binding; cytokinin dehydrogenase activity. Gene Ontology annotation, biological process: cytokinin metabolic process. Bases 1 to 1638 code for a protein of 545 amino acids. The record is from RefSeq and is a predicted model, not a curated record. The transcript has 5 exons.
AUGGUAUCAAAACCUGCUGGUUUCUAUCAACAUGGGAGCUUCUCAUUUAUCAAAAAAACCUUCAUACUUGUACUUCUUAACUUUAUACUUCACAAAGCUGACUCAGGCUGCAAUAACUCUAUUGUCACUUCUAUGGUUCCAUUAUCACCCUAUGAGAUCCUCUCAUCACUGCAAACACUACCUCUCGAUGGCAACUUGAGUUUGAGGGACAAUGGUGAUGCUGCCAAAGACUUUGGCAAAAUAUACCAUUUUCCUCCUCUAGCAGUGCUGCAUCCAAAAACCGUUUCAGAUAUUUCACGGACCAUAAAGCAUAUUUUUGAAAUGGGAUCAGCUUCAGAGUUGAAGGUUGCUGCUAGAGGCCAUGGCCAUUCCCUUCAAGGUCAGGCACUAGCACAUGGAGGCCUAGUCAUUAACAUGGAGUCACUGCAGGGUCCUGAAAUAAAAGUUCAUGCUGGAGAAUUUCCUUAUGUAGAUGUCUCGGGGGGUGAGUUGUGGAUAAACAUUCUGCAUGAUACUCUUAAACAAGGGUUUGCACCAAAAUCUUGGACAGAUUACCUUCAUCUUACUGUUGGGGGUACUCUCUCAAAUGCCGGAAUAAGCGGGCAAGCCUUUAGGCACGGACCCCAGAUCAAUAACAUCCUCCAGCUAGAAGUGGUCACAGGUAAAGGAGAGGUGGUUACCUGCUCAGAGAACAGAAGAGCUGACCUUUUUUAUGGUGUUCUCGGAGGACUUGGUCAAUUUGGCAUCAUCACCAAGGCUAGAAUUUCUCUUGAACCAGCACCGAAGUUGGUGAAAUGGAUUAGAGUGCUGUACUCAGAAUUCUCUAUAUUUGCCAGGGAUCAAGAGUAUUUGAUAUCACUUGAAAACACAUUUGACUAUAUUGAAGGAUUUGUAAUCAUAAAUAGAACUGGCAUCCUUAACAAUUGGAGAUUAUCCUUUAACCCCAAAGACCCACUUCAAGCCAGCCAAUUCAAUUCAGAUGGGAAGACCUUCUAUUGUAUUGAGAUGGCAAAAUACUUCAACCCAGAUGAAGCUGAAGUCAUGAGUCAGAGUGUUGAUCACCUACUGUCAGAACUGAGUUACAUUCCAGUCACACUCUUCCUAUCAGAAGUUUCUUACGUGGAAUUCCUAGACAGAGUGCAUGUCGAUGAGAAAAAGCUAAGAGCAAAAGGCUUGUGGGAAGUUCCACAUCCUUGGCUGAACCUUAUAAUACCAAGGAGUGAGAUUCAUGACUUUGCUGAAGAGGUAUUUGGCAAUAUUGUUAUGGACACAAGGAAUGGUCCAAUAAUCAUUUACCCUGUCAACCAAACAAGGUGGGACAGUAAAACAUCUCUGGUGACCCCAGAGGAAGAUGUUUUCUACCUAGUGGCAUUCCUAUCCUCAGCAGUCCCAUUUUCUACAGGUGCAGACAGUUUGGAAUACAUUUUAACCCGAAACAAAAGGAUAUUGGAUUUCUGCACCAAUGCCCAACUCAGAGUCAAGCAAUACCUUCCACAUUACAGCACAGUAGAAGAAUGGCAAAACCAUUUUGGGUCAAGGUGGGAGGCACUUGUGGAAAGAAAAACAGCCUAUGACCCACUGGCACUGCUUGCCCCUGGCCAUAGAAUCUUUCAAAAGGCAAUGUCUACCUCCUGUUAG